Messenger RNA from Desarmillaria tabescens, 2848 nucleotides. RefSeq lists its product as uncharacterized. The record is from RefSeq and is a predicted model, not a curated record. Gene Ontology annotation, biological process: xyloglucan metabolic process. Gene Ontology annotation, molecular function: protein binding. Lineage: Eukaryota; Fungi; Basidiomycota; Agaricomycetes; Agaricales; Physalacriaceae. Bases 397 to 2664 code for a protein of 755 amino acids. The transcript has 17 exons.
UGUGCACCGUCAUGAUGAACGGAGAAACACGCGUCGUCGAACGGUGAUUACCCUCUGCUUCCACAUUGUCAAUGUAGUCUUGUCAUGAUCGAAUGACCAGAGGGCUUGCUGCGCGUACAUUACGGCACUUUUUCACCCGCCACCACCAUGUUACAUCUAAUAUCAUCCAGUUUACUCAGAUGGUGCCAUUAUUAUCAUCGAUAUCCGAGUUUCAUCCUUCCUCACGUCACAUUCUGGACUCCAUAAUUGAUUCAAUUUCGGUACCUCUGCUCGUCCACCAUAGCUACGAGGAACCGCUAGAUUUUCGGACACCCAGCCAAGUCUCAACGCAUAAUGUUCGGAUCUCCAGACUGUUUUUAAGAGAGUGGAGAGGGAACUCUCUAAUCUCGCGCCUGGAUGUGCAACUUGAAAGUAAAAACACUCUUUUCCCUAUUGUUGUCCGUUCCUUUUGCCCUCGCGCAGUAUACAUGGAAGAAUGUCAAGAUUGGAGGUGGUGGGGGGUUCGUCCCUGGGAUCGUGUUUAAUCCUUCGGAGGAGGGCUUGGCAUACGUGCGGACGGAUAUCGGUGGUGCCUAUAGGCUUAACGACGACGAUACCUGGACGCCCUUGACUGACUGGGUGGACAAUGACCGGUGGAAUAUGUGGGGUGUUGAUGCGCUUGCUACUGAUCCUGUAGAGACCAAUCGGUUGUAUUUGGCUACUGGGAUGUAUACCAAUUCGUGGGAUCCGAGUAAUGGACAUAUUCUGGUUUCGGAAGACUAUGGAGAUUCGUUCACGCAGGUCGAUUUGCCUUUUAAGGUUGGGGGGAAUAUGCCUGGGAGAGGAGUGGGGGAGCGUCUUGCGGUCGACCCGAAUAGCAACAAUAUCCUGUUUUUCGGUGCUCGGAGCGGGAAUGGGCUGUAUAAAUCGACAGACUAUGGUAGCAUCUGGACUCAAGUGAGCAGUAUGCCUAACGUCGGAACAUACGUCGUCGACCCUACAGAUACAAGCGGCAUUAAUAGCGACCCACUUGGUAUCGCUUUUGUCACCUUUGACUCCACCUCUGGAUCUUCCGGCUCCCCUACACCUCGUAUCUUUGUCGGUGUCGCGAGUAAUGGAACCGACAACAUCUUCAUCUCCGAAGACGCAGGUGACACAUGGACGGCCAUCGCCGGCCAACAACAAACCUACUUCCCCCACAAAGGCGUCCUCUCACCCUCCGAAGGGCUUCUGUACGUCAGCUACAGCGACGGUAUAGGGCCCUACGACGGUGUCCUCGGCGCAGUGUACAAGUACGAUAUCGCCAAUGCCACAUGGACGGAUAUCACCCCCGUCUCUGGGUCCGAUCUCAGCUUUGGCUUUGGGGGCCUUUCGGUGGAUUUGAAGAGCCCCGGGACGCUCAUGGUGGCUGCGCUGAAUUCGUGGUGGCCCGAUGGGCAGAUGUAUAGGUCUACGGAUAGUGGUGCGACGUGGUCCCCGCUCUGGGCCUGGGUGUCUUAUCCUACGAUUAACAAGUAUUAUAGCUACAGUGAUAGUCUCGCGCCGUGGUUGGGAGUCGAUUAUGUUGAUACGACUUUGGGGGAUAUGCAGAUUGGGUGGAUGAUGGAAGCGUUGAGCAUCGAUCCCUUCGAUUCGAAUCACUUUUUGUAUGGAACGGGUGCGACGAUUUAUGGUAGUCGGAAUUUGACUUUGUGGGACAGCGUUCACAAUAUCUCGCUGGCAUCUAUGGCGGAUGGGAUUGAGGAAACGGCUGUUCAGGCGUUGAUUUCUCCUCCCGAAGGUCCGAGUUUGAUUUCUGGCGUGUAUGAUAUCCAAGCAGGCUUCGUGCACACGGACCUGGACACCGCAACCACGUCGUUCUCUUCCCCGGUGUGGUCUUCGGUUGUCGACCUUGACUAUGCUGGAAACGCGCCAACGAAUAUCGUUAGACUGGGAAACGGAGGAAGUUCCACCGGAAAACAAGUUGCCAUCUCUACGGACUCGGGCGCGACCUGGUCGCAGGAUUCUGGCGCCGCAGAUAAUGUAUCUGGCGGCAAAAUCGCCUUGUCCGCUGAUGGUGACACCAUCCUCUGGCGCACCAGUUCCAAUGGCGUCCUAGUAUCCCAAUCCACCAACACCUUCACCUCCGUCUCCACCCUACCUACCUCUGCAGUCAUCGCCUCGGACAAAACGGAUAACACCGUGUUCUACGGCGCGUCCGAGUCGGCAUUCUACGUUUCCAAGGAUACGGGCUCGACCUUUAGCGCAGUCGGUAGCUUGGGAAACUCGACGAGCCCUGUAAAGAUCGUGGUUAACCCGGAUGUUGCUGGGGAUGUGUGGGUCUCGACUGAUGUGGGCCUCUUCCAUUCGACGGAUUAUGGGACAAGUUUUACGGCUGUUGAGGGUGUUUCUCAGGCGUGGGCUAUUGCUCUUGGGGCUCCUGCUACGGACGGGGGAUACCCUGCUGUGUUCGCUGCAGCGGAUAUUAGCGGUGUUGGGUACUACCGCUCGGACGACGAGGGUGCGACGUGGACGCAAAUUAAUGACUCGAGUUUAGGGCUUGGUGCUGUUUCUGCGAAUGUUAUGACUGCGGAUCCUCGUGUUUAUGGCCGAGUGUAUAUUGGCACCAAUGGUCGAGGUAUAUUCUAUGGAGAUGUUUCCUCUACGAACGGUACAUCCACGAGUGUUACUGCGCACGCUUCGUAGCCCCGAUCAGAGAUCAAUGGUUUGAUGGUAUUUCACCGGAUUAUUCACAGUGCGUUCCGUCAUGAGGCGAUGAUUUUCCCAAGUUUUGGGUGUAGCGUAGCAUUAGGAAAAUAUUAGUCUGGAACCGGUCCAAAAAAUGAUGUCAUCUUUGAUGACUUCUUACGUUACCACUGAGAACACUCUA